AUGGUAUACUAUAUACUUCGACCUCGGGCAGGCACUCAAGAGGCUAGAGAGACUGCCAAUCUCAAAGCCUCAUACAAUCAACCUACUUGGGAGCUGCUGCCCUCAUUGCGUGACUCGUGUUUGUCAGUUCUGUUGGUGACUUGGGGUCCCAAGCUUGGGAUGAGGCAAAUGAUCGUAUCACGAUAUUCCUUUAAGGUUGGACUCUCUUUGAGUUCUCCUACUGUUAAUCGGACCCUGACUGUCAUGUUGAACAAAAUCAGAGAAAGGUGUCCUGCUCACAUCCAAAAUGUAAUGAUUUGUUUACCUCAAGAAAAUUGCUUGCGUGUAUUAUAUCUCCCUUCCCCUAUCCUCCAGCUCCCCACUCUGCACAGGAACAGCAACCAAACUCAUCUCACCCCGUUCCUUGCCGUACCUCAUUAA
Messenger RNA from Laccaria bicolor S238N-H82, 420 nucleotides. RefSeq lists its product as uncharacterized. Lineage: Eukaryota; Fungi; Basidiomycota; Agaricomycetes; Agaricales; Hydnangiaceae. The record is from RefSeq and is a predicted model, not a curated record. The transcript has 3 exons. The coding region runs from base 1 to 420 and encodes 139 amino acids.